Messenger RNA from Fimicolochytrium jonesii, 1706 nucleotides. RefSeq names its product pyridoxal phosphate-dependent transferase. The coding region runs from base 211 to 1551 and encodes 446 amino acids. The record is from RefSeq and is a predicted model, not a curated record. The transcript has 8 exons. Gene Ontology annotation, molecular function: transaminase activity; pyridoxal phosphate binding; identical protein binding. NCBI's taxonomy places the organism in Eukaryota, Fungi, Chytridiomycota, Chytridiomycetes, Spizellomycetales, Powellomycetaceae.
CAGGUUUCCACCCGAGGCUCAAAAGGACCAUGAAGAGGUACGAAGAACUAGGUAUCCCAACCCAACAUCUCAACGACGAGGAACCCUUUUGCUCCCCAUACGCAUUUCUUUCUUUUCCCCGGAGCUUCCCGUCAAGUUGUCAAAAGAGAAGACGUCUGACCGGCGAUCGCAACCCAGCACUCAAAGAACGCGAGAUAUAACCGUUCCAAGAUGGCGGCACCCAUGAGAUCAGCCGUCACCAAAGUAGGCGCGGAGAUGGCAGCUUUCGGCAAGCAGCACCUCGGUCGGGGUAUUGCGCGCGCAACGGAGUUGGUAUGGGACAACGGAAAGGGAUCCUGGUUGUAUACGGUUGAGGGCCAGAAGUACCUGGACUUCACAUGUGGUAUUGGGGUUACGAACCUUGGACAUUGUCACCCCAAAGUCGUCAAGGCAGCACAGCGUCAAUGCGAUCGAAUCAUACACGCACAGAUCAACGCUGGGUACCAGAAACCGCAACUGGAACUGGUACAAAAGCUCCUGCCAGUGAUGCCACACGAGUCACUGGAUACCUUCCUAUGGUUCAAUUCGGGCUCCGAAGCAUCCGAGAACGCGGUGAAGCUCGCUCGUCACGCAACGAAGAAGCAGAAUGUCAUCGUUAUGCAGGGCGCUUUCCAUGGGCGAACAUUCGGGGCAAUGUCUAUGACUCGGUCGAAGACCAUCUACUCCGCAGGAUUCGGUCCGUUAAUGUCAGGAGUAUAUGUCACCCCCUUCCCUUACACCUAUCACUACCUCCGCGAAACGGGUGGAGACAAAGCCACUGCCGAAGACCGAUGUGCCGAUCAUGCCAUCCGGGAGUUGAAGCUUCUCCUGAAGCAACAGACCCCAGCGAGCGAUACGGCGGCUAUUAUCAUUGAGCCUGUGUUGGGAGAAGGCGGUUAUGUUCCAGCACCACAACGGUAUAUGGAACAGCUCCGCAAGCUCUGCGAUGAGAACAAUAUCCUCCUCAUCAUCGACGAGGUACAAUCCGGGUUCGGCCGAACAGGCACGUACUUUGCCAUCGAGCAAUAUGGUGUACGACCGGAUAUCCUCGUCAUGGCGAAGGGGAUCGCAAACGGGUUCCCAUUGAGCGGCUUGGCUAGCCGGAAGGAGUUGAUGGAUAAGCAGGCGCCUGGGAGUAUGGGUGGUACCUACUCGGGUAACGCCGUGGCUUGCGCCGCUGGAGUCGCAUGUGCAGAUGUAAUGCACGAGGAGAAGAUCCUGGAAAACGUUGCAGCACGAGGAGCUCAACUCCGCGCAGGCCUCGAAUCCCUCCGCACAUCCCCUACCCUCGCCCCCCUCAUCGGCGACAUCCGCGGCCGUGGUCUUAUGGUCGGUCUCGAAUUCAGCCCGGAAGCUCCCGCAGGCAUCUCCGCCCGCGUCCAGAAAGCGUGUCUCGAUCGAGGUCUGCUGGUGCUCACGACGUCGGUGUUUGAGACGCUAAGGUUUAUCCCGCCUUUGACUGUGUCGAAAGAGGAGAUGGAGAAGGGGUUGGAGAUUUUUGGGGAGGCUGUUAGGGAGGCUGUUGAGGCGUGAUGUGGGAGGACAGAGUUUAUGUUGGCGUUUUGGCAUUUUUGCGAAAGCUUUGUAUUGGGUGGCGCUGGUUACGAUGGUGUUCCAAAAGUAUUGAUCUGUACCGAAGGUUAUCGAUGUAGAUAUUGUCGUUCAUUAGAAUAAAUGCAUUUUGUCAG